Molecule: messenger RNA, 865 nt
Organism: Benincasa hispida (wax gourd)
Lineage: Eukaryota; Viridiplantae; Streptophyta; Magnoliopsida; Cucurbitales; Cucurbitaceae
Product: peroxygenase-like
Molecular function (GO): calcium ion binding; monooxygenase activity
Source: RefSeq, a predicted model, not a curated record
AUGGCUUUAUCAAUGGAAAACGAAGUCAACGCCACCGAGGCUCGGUUUGCACCGGUGACUCGAGAGCGAAGGGUUCGCAACGACCUCGAAACCACAAUCUCCAAGCCAUAUUUGGCGAGGGCGUUGGUGGCGCCGGACUCGAGCCACCCGACGGGGACGGUGGGGCAUAAGCACUAUGGAAUGACCGUACUUCAGCAACAUGUCGCCUUCUUCGACCAAGAUGAUAAUGGCAUCGUUUACCCUUGGGAGACUUAUGUUGGGCUAAGAGCGAUUGGAUUCAACAUGAUAAUGUCCCUAGUUAUGGCCGUUAUAAUAAAUAUGGCCAUGAGCUAUCGUACUCAACAAGGAUGGAUCCCAUCACCUUUCUUUCCAAUCUACAUUUACAACAUUCACAAAGAUAAACAUGGCAGCGACACUGGAACUUAUGACACUGAAGGAAGGUAUGUGGCGGCAAAUUUUGAGAACAUAUUCAGCAAGUACGCAAGAACGCACCCAGACAAGCUGUCCCUUGGCGAGCUAUGGGAUAUGACUGAAGCCAACCGUCUAGCUUUCGAUCCCUACGGAUGGAUCGCAUCAAAACUCGAAUGGUUCGUGCUGUAUGUCCUGGCUAGGGACGAGGACGGGUUUCUGUCGAAAGAGGCUAUAAGGAGAUGUUAUGAUGGGAGCUUGUUUGAGUAUUGUGCAAAGAUGAAUAUGAGUGCUCAAUACAAGAUGUAUUGACAAAGACAUUAAUUAGUCUCCAACUCAAAACUCUCAGGCAAUAUACUAGUACUACUUAUGUUGCCUCUGUAAAUUACUGAUAUAAGAUUGUGCAACCAAAGACGAAAAACCAAAAUAAGAGCUGCUUUGGUUGUGUAAUUGUAAA